AUGCGGCCAAUGCAGGUCGUAUUCAUCCACCAUAACCAGACUGGUGGCCGUCUAUCCCAGGCAAGUACAACAAAGGCAUGGGCCCAUAUCGGCAAAAGAUCUUGGCAGCCGAGACCAGAGCAUCUGACAUUCAAGAUAUGGGAACCACAGGAGAAAGAUCCUGGUCCUGAGGGAUAUUAUGAUUUAAAAGGCCAGGAGACGGUUACGGUCUCUUUCCGCCGGCUCCAGCAGGCGUAUGUAGCUAAAACAGGUCUUCAGAAUAUUGAUCCGCCUGAACAACUCGCGCUAGUGGAAAACACCCUGCACAAUGCGAAAAAGCAUUUCUACCGAUGUGCAGCAGAAACACACCCGGAGUGGGACAGAUAUGUCCAAAAUUUCCACAGGGUGAAGUUCAGCAUCAAGUUCGGAGUCGACAGUCUGCGUAGCCGGAACUAUACCGAAGCAUUUGCAUUGUUCGAAUACGCUGCACGAUUGCUCCAAGAUUACUUGACCUCGAGCGCACUUGAUAAUGUUACUGGAUUUUUUGACAGCUUUGUACCUGCAUUGCUCUAUGCGCAAUUUCACAAAGCACACGAUGUGGUUGAGCUGUUUCUCAAGCAGAUUCGCGGCCUCGCAUCCAUAUCUCGUGGUCCAAUGCAUCCGAUUUCGGCCAUUGCCAGAAAUUUACUCGCAUCUGACAUUACACCGGACUUGGUCCAAAGACUUAUGUUAAUCGAAGUCCGACAGUAUUACUCGGACCAACCAGGAAUUGAACACUUCAUACAUGGAAUGCUAUUUGAGUGGAAGUGUUGUGACCUUGGCCAGAGCUAUCCUAUCCAGGAGGCCGAAUAUACAUACCAAUACCUCAAUGACCACGCAGUUAUCAAUAAUGACCGCCCUAAUCCUCGCUUUGAUGGUCAGUUUAUCAACAUGUCAAUGGCACUACUUUACCUCGGGCAUUCCAAGUUCAUCGAAGCCGCAGCUGUUUUGUCCGAUGUGCCUGGUCAAUUCGCGGAAUGGAUUGAGAGAGGUUAUAUUUUUACUACACCUCCCACAGCACCGUUAUCGAUGACAGGCAUUGUCUGUAGCCUCACAUAUCUAGCGCGAGCCCUGGCAGGUCAGAAUCUACAUGAAUCCGCUGAAGCAAUGUUUCGGAUGGCCAUAUUUGCUGGGCAGAAUCAUUUCGAGCCUGAUCACCCCGUGUCUAUCGAAGCAAUGAAGGCGGCUGCAGACUAUUUUUUCAGUCAGAGUCAAAAGAGAGAUGCAGGAGAGAUGCAGGAAGCGAUAGAUGCAAGACUCAAGUCAUAUAUGCUUACGAUGUAG
This is a messenger RNA of Exophiala bonariae, 1302 nucleotides long. RefSeq lists its product as uncharacterized. Bases 1 to 1302 code for a protein of 433 amino acids. The record is from RefSeq and is a predicted model, not a curated record. The transcript has a single exon. NCBI's taxonomy places the organism in Eukaryota, Fungi, Ascomycota, Eurotiomycetes, Chaetothyriales, Herpotrichiellaceae.